This is a messenger RNA of Phoenix dactylifera (date palm), 2052 nucleotides long. NCBI's taxonomy places the organism in Eukaryota, Viridiplantae, Streptophyta, Magnoliopsida, Arecales, Arecaceae. The record is from RefSeq and is a predicted model, not a curated record.
UCGCCCGCGGAUUACGAGAACCUGCGUUCUAACGGCAACCACCGCCUCUUUCUUUGCCGCCCAAAAUCUCAAGCACGCUGGCUAGGGUUCUUCCAUCUCCCCCAAUUCCGUCGCCAUGCCGCAAGGAGAUUACAUAAAGCUCCACCGGAAGCGCUAUGGCUACCGGCUCGACCGUUUCGAUCGAAAGCGGAAGGACGCUCGGGAAGCCCGUGAGCGAUUCGAUUAUGCCCAAAAGGCUCUUGGUAUUAAAGGGAAGAUGUUCUCCAAGAAACGGUACGUGAGGACCGCUGCGGAUGCGUGUUUAGUCCUACAUCGGCUAUUUGCCGAGAAGAUCUUGGGUACUUAUACAUGAACCUAAAAAAAUACCUUCUGGGUAGCCUUUUUGGGUAAGAUCCUGGGUUAUGAGAUGGUAUGCCUAGAAGACGCUGAUGAAGAAAAUGUAAGUCUUCACUGCAACCCAGAAAAUUCACUCUCAUUUUGAUGAAACUGCUAAUAAUGUUAAUCAGAAUAGUCAUAGAAGAAAUUUUUCUCUUUGGAUGACAACACCUUGUCAUUGUUGCCUGAAAUUUACUAAUAUGAAAAUCAUUAUGUGGAGUAAAAGUAGUCUCAGGCUACCUUACUGUAGCUGAACAAAUCCUGCUUCAUAUCGAUGUUGUCUGUUGUUCUUGCCCCAUAUAUGAUGGAUCAGAUAUCAUCCCAUAAUCAAAGUUUUUUGAUAUAUUCAAUGAUGUUUGAUCUGUUUUGCAUGCAUACAAGAAUGGACAUGCACGCAAGCAAAACCACAUGUUGGUACACUCUUAUUUAUCCUUCUGGUCCUUUGCAGGCUUGCUAUACAUUAGUCAUUGUCAAUAGGUGGAAGGUAGAUAAGCCGGUUCAUGAGGGAGCUGUUCCUGCAUAUCUUCUGGAUCGUGACAUUACGACAUGCGCAAAGGUUCUUAGCAACACUAUUAAGCAAAAGAGGAAGGAAAAGGCUGGCAAGUGGGAGGUCCCACUUCCAAAGGUCAGGCCUGUGGCUGAAGAUGAGAUGUUUAAAGUUGCUCGUUCUGGCAAGCACAAAAGAAUUUUGGUCAUGGGAUCACCAUCUUUACAUCAACCCCCCCUCAAAAAGUAAAAAAAAGAAGAGAAAUUGCACUCAUGACCCCCACAAAUAAGUACUGAAAUGACACUAAAUUAGUCCUUUCAAGCCCUUGUUAGUGUUCUCCAAGCAAAGCCUGGUUGAUGCCUUUAACCCUUCUUUUAUGCACUAUGAAAUGUCGAUGCCAUAUAUUUUUUGUUUUUUGGAAUUACUGGUUCCUUGUAGUGCAGAUCUGAUUUGAAAUAGAUAGAUUUGCCAGUGUCAAUGGGAUAAAUAACCGAACAACCUGAACUCUAUGCUGAUGGUGGAAUCCUCAAAGAUGACGUUUCCUUCCAAUGAUUCUGUCUUGCACAACAUGAUGGGGUCUUAUAUUGAAAUUCCAUGAAGUUGAUCUGCCUUUUAGAUUUCCUGUUCUUUUCUGUUAAAACCCUUUUGGUAGCUUAUUCAAAUAAUGAUGUAAAAGCAAUAGUGAUAGAAAAUUAAUUCCCUUUCAAAAUGCUGAUUUAUAAUCUUUGUCUAAUAUAAGCUGAAGAUAUGCCUCACCAUAAUGAGAAGGUUUCGAUAUUCAGCUAAGCAGUGGAAGAGAAUGGUCACCAAAGUCACGUGUAGGACCAGAGUUUACAAGAAAACCACCAAAAAAUAUGAGCGUUUUAUCCGUCCAAUGGGAUUGAAGUUUACGAAAGCUAAUGUGACACAUCCUGAACUUAAAUGCACCUUCAAUCCGGGCAUAAUUGGGAUAAAGAAAAAUCCAAACGGUCCAAUGUACACAUCUCUUGGUGCUGUAACAAAGGGAACUAUCAGUGAGGUAAUUAGAUGCACCCUUUUUACUUGUUGGCUGCUUUUCUGAACAGGAUAUAACUGGUGGGCAGCAGGAUUUAGGCUUCCACCCUCUCAGUUAGAUAGUCAGAGAAUUAUUAGAAUGUUGUGGACGGUGGCUUCCUUUAUAAUCUAUUUUUUAAUUGUGAUUUUCAAAGACA